CAUCUGCCGGGCUGGAAUAGGGUAUUUGAAUUGCAAGCACUUAUAUAAUACACAAUUCUGCACAGGAUCCAGUCUGGAUUGUAGACUGUCUGUGAUGAUGGCAGAAGGUACAGUGUGUAUUAAUUAGCUCUGGGUUUGAAACUGAAGAAAAAGCCUUUAUUGAACCUCCUGUUGAUGUCAGCUGUGUAGUGCCUCCAGCAGAAAACAUGUUUUGUGAGUUUAUUGUGUCAGCACAGAGCUGACAUAGGCACAGGAGGCAGAGACACAGCUGGCAUGGCAAACACAUCUUACCUUGGACCUGGUGAUGUCUGGAAUCUGUUUCUUACCCUGCUAGGGAGAUCACAGGGCCAUCAUGUGCAGGGAAACCAGGAGCUGAGGGCACUGGAAAGGUGCCUGAAUUCGUAAGUGUUGAAACAGCUUUCCAGUGACUGUCACACACUUCAGCUUGUCCUGACGUGUAAGGAGAGACGAGCAGGAAGAAUGGGGGAAGAACAAGCCCAGGGAUCUGAAGCCUCAGCCAUGACUGAUGAACUCAUCAUAAAGCCACUGACUGAAAGGAAGAGAGAUUCAGACAAAGAAUCUGUGUUAAACGUGAUCAAAAAUUCCGAUGCACAGUUUAACCUUGAGGCUGCAAUUAAAAAUGUUGACAAAAUGUCCAAUGAGCUGAAGAAAAUAAACGUGGAAAGCCAGCUACUGCUUUGUGAUCUGAUUUUGAAUUUCAAUCAUCCUGUGAGGGCCAAAGAUUUAAGAGAAGCUGAAGAAAAGACUUGGAAUUUAACAGAUUAAAUAUUUUCAUCACCCACCUCAGGAGGAUGAGCCCAACAAACUGACCUUUGCUUAGCAAGGAGCUGGGUUCAGAGCCAGAAAUGCUGCAAACCAAUGCAGAGAACACUUAGGAGACCUCAACAGAGCUGUCUUCUGAGCAAAGACUGAAAAAAAAAAAGUUUGCUAAGUCUGAGAAAGGGAAGUUGGAGAUGAUGGAAGGAAAAAAGGAGAUAAACUUUGUGACUUUGGGUGAUGUCAGUCAGCUGUUCUCAUGACCUGCGAAGGGCUUUGCUAGCAAGAAAAGCUGCUGCAAGCUUGAGAAGGAGGAACUGGGGACUGAAGAACUCUCCUCCAGUAUUUGGGCUGCUCAGUUCAGGAGCUGCCAAACAGGGUCAGCUGUACUGUGACACAGAAGGGACCAAAAGGACACCUGGAAAUGAUGUUCUGUUUUGGACAUGACCCUUCUGUACUAACAGUGUCUUCCAGUACAGAACACUGCAGUGAACACAGAGGUUUUGCACCUGAAUUUGCCAGUUUGACGGAACCAUUGGAGCUUAAGGUAAAGAUGAAGCAAGUUAAAACCACACCCUUUAGUCUGGGCUAACUGCUCAAGCCCUUCCCACCUGUGCUGUCAAAAAGCAGAUUUCCUCCCCCAGCUCCAGGCCAGCCUGCUGCCCAGGGGGAGCUGCCAAGACCUCGGCUCUGCAAGGUUCCAGUUACCCCCAAGGCUUUUUUCCACCAGCCCAGUUCUCCUUUGCCAGAACAGCUCCUGCUCUGGCUGCCACCCCAUCCCUGCCCCUCCUGUCCCCUCUGCACCACUGCAGGACUGGGCUGUGCUGGGGAAGCUCCCAUCUCCACUGGAAACCAGAGUCUGUUCCUGGAUGGAGCUGAAGCCUGAGACCUUCUCAGGAAAAGAUUUUGUCAAUCCUGAAAGUUUUCAAGAGUGCAUUUCACAGACCAGAAAAUACACAGGUGACUCGGAGAAAACUGCUGCUAGUCAACAUCAUCUUGGGUACUUGGGUGAGCAGAGCCUAUUUCAGUAGUCCAGUCUUUCCUCAUGUCUUUACGAAUCCGGAUCGCUAGUGAAUUUUUCCUUGUGGAAGCCUUGGUUUGAAAGACAGGUAGAAGACGGUUUUGUGAGAUACUGGUCAUUAUCUGGACCUGCAAGAUCCUAUGGUGCUGCUUUGGGGCCUUAUGGAAUGAGUAUAGCCUGGCAAGUGACAGUGCUGUGGAGAGUUUGGAAUUGUUCUUUGGAACAGGGGAGCUGCAUUCCUGUGCCAGAAGUGCUGAGCUGACACAGCAGGAGGAACCAGAGCUGUUGUUAAUAGAUCCACUGGGGAGCAUUAGAGGUGAAAUGACCCCGAAUGAGUGGUGUUUGUAAAUAAAAUCAUGUAGGGCCUAUUUUAGAACCAUUUAGAAGCAGCAAAAGCAGGGAUGAAGCUCUCUCCACCUGUGGAUCCAGUAACUAGACUUGAUUGCUGCAAUUUUGAUGUCUGCUGGUCUGAGUGAUGGUCACAAUCCUGAUCCAUCGGGGGUGGGGGAAAGCCCGAGAAACACCAGUUAGUACAGAUUUUGGUUUAGAUGGAACACGAGGCUAUCUCCCCUGGGGAGGGGAAUUCUGCACUGUCUGAAGGGUCUUUGAUAGUCUAUAACGCUGAGCCUGUUAUGCCCCAUCAGAAGGGAUAAAAGCUUUCAGAAGGGAUAAAGGCUUUCAGCCCCAAGCGGGUGAAUGUCCCGUGUGAAUGUUACCCUUCCUUGGGGGAGGGGGAGGACACUGACAUGAAAACAAGCACCGUGGUCUGUCUGGCCUUCCUCUUCAUCAGGCUCAGACCCCAGAGCCUCUGUGCACCCCCUCUGCCUCAUGCAGAUCAGGUUUCACCACCACGCCCGCAAAAACCCUGCUACUCGCCCUGGACCGGCGCCAGCAAAGCCCCGGGUGUCUCCACAGACGGGCGCCUGUUGAGACAAUCGCCGUGACCAGUCCAGUCUCUCACACAGGUGUGCCUUGUCAUGCAGAGGAGAUUUAGGCCAAUGCGCUCUCCUGUGCAUCAGACAUUGCUUGAACGAUUUGUUUCAGUAAUAAAAUAAAUUCUGAGCUCCGCCAAAAUCGCCUUUAUUAGCAGGUAUUGGAACAAGCAGCACGAAGCCUUCCAGCUCUGCAAGUAUGACACUUGCAAACCCGGCAUAUCUUUUCGGUUGUUAUCUGAGGUCUAAUUGCACUGGUGAUCGGACUAGAUGGUCUUGAGGGUCUCUUCCAACCUUGACGCUUCUGUUAACGAGAGUUUGGUGGUGCUGCUGCCAUGCACACCAAAGGACAAGCACAAGAAGGAGAGGGCAGAGCGAGGCCAGACCCCCGAGGGGCGGGCGGGUGCUGCGGGGGGGUCGGUCCGGGGUGGAGCGGUGCGGGGGGCGGUGCUGGGACCUUUCCUGCCCCGGCCCGGACAGCGAGAACGGCGGGAAGGGCAGGAACGGCACGAGGGAUGGCGAUGGACGAGAAGACCUGGACCAAUGGAAUCAACGAGGCCAGCAAGAUGGCCCUGCUGGCCUGGAAGAAGGAGACCGGCAUCGAGCUGGUGCAAAUCAACGGGCAGAGGCACUACGGAGGGCCCCCCCCAGGCUGGGAGGGCGGCCCGCCGCCGGCUGGCACCGAGGUGUACAUCGCCAGGCUGCCGCAGGACGUCUACGAGAACACCCUGAUCCCGCUCUUCGGGAGCGUGGGGAAGCUCUACGAGUUCCGCCUCAUGAUGACCUUCAGCGGGCUCAACCGCGGCUUCGCCUACGCCAGGUACGCCUCCCUGCAGGAGGCCCAGAGAGCCAUCGCCACCUUCCACCGCUUCCCGCUGCGCCAGGGCUGCGCCAUCGUGGUGUGCUGGAGCACGCAGAAGCGCGAGCUCGUUCUGAACGGCCUGCCCGCCUCGGUGAGCCAGCAGAAGCUGGAGGCCAGGCUGCAGAUGGUCACCGAGGGGCUCUGCAGUGUCACCCUGCACGCCAGCCCCUGCCAGAGGCAGGCCAAGCUCGCUGUGCUGGAGUACGGGUCGCACAACGCUGCUGCCCUGGCCAAGAAAGCCCUGAUGGAAGGAAACCUGAGGCUCAAGAAAGAAGGUGUGAGGGUGGACUGGCUGGACCCCCAACUGAAGAAGAAGCUGCAGCUCUAUGAGAAGCCAUCACCCAGCUGCGUGCAGGGAGGUGAGAGCCUGGCAGUGCCCAGGCCUGUGUCCGCGCCUCUGUCGCUGCAGGAUGUGCUGGAGUACCUGAACAUGGUGUGCUGGAAGCAUCGCCUGAGGACACCCCUGUUCAUCACCAAGUGUGUCCAGGUGAACCCCAACGGGUGGCAGAAGUUCUGGUACCAGGUGGUGAUCCCGGGAUACCAUGCACCCAUCAGUGGCUUCACUUGGGUCUCGCCAGACAGGGCCGGACAGGGCCAGAGCAAGCAGGAGAAGGCCAAGGUGGUGGCAGCCCUGCACGUUCUCUGGGUGUUAGGGUGCCAGCUGAAGUAGGCAGCCGCUGUGCUGGAGCCACGAUUGAGCCUGAGCCCUGCUGAGGGCCCGGCCCUGUUCCACCCUUCCUUCGGUUUGUUUGGUUUGAGAGCUGGCUCUGGAGGAUAAGGGCUGCUGUCCUGGUCCAUGGCAGCCGCCCUGUCCUGGGCAGCCCUUGAGUUGGUUCUAGUUUUGGGUUGUCAGUUUUCUUGCCAAGUUUGGCUUCUGUUCAACUGGUUUGUGUUGUGUUGGAGGGGCAGAUCCUGGAGAAGCAGCAGCUCUUGUGGGUGGGCUGCCAGCACUGGAUGCCAGUGAGGGAAUUCCACUGGCAUACCUGGUUCCUGAGGAGCAGCCUCGGGAGAGGAUAAGGCCACACACGGGACGUGUCCCAGUGGUCGCAGUUCUUUGGGCUGGUGGAGCUGCUGUGUGGGGAGUGCCUUUCACAUGUUUCUAUAGUGAGGAAACAGCUGUGGGAUUUCCAGCUGUCCAUCAAUGAUUCCUCGGGAUUGGGAAGUCUAGCCUAUGUAUUGUUCUUUUGGGAGUUUCCCAGUGGUCACAGUUCUUUGGGCUGUUCGAGCUGCUGUGUGGGGAGUGCAUGUCACAUGUUUAAAUAGUCAGGAAGCAGCUGUGGGGUUUCCAGCUGUCCAUCAAAGAUUCCUCGGGAUUGGGAGGUCUCUGGCUAUGUAUUGUUCUUUUGGGAGUGUUCCAGUGGUCGCAGUUCUGCGGGCUGGUGGAGCUGCUGUGUAAGAAGAGGAGUGCCUGUCAAGUGUUUGCACAGUGAGGGAGCAGCUGUGGAGUUCCCAGUAGUCCAUGAAUGAUUCCUCGGGAUGGAGAAGUUUGGCUAUCUGUUGUUGUGUUGAGAGUGUCCUAGUGGUCACAGUUCUCUGGGCUGGUGGAGCUGCUGUGUGGGGAGUGCCUGUCACAUGUUUCUAUAGUGAGGAAGCAGCUGUGGGGUUUCCAUCUGUCCAUCAAGGAUUCCUCGGGAGCGGGAGGUCUCUGGCUAUGUAUUGUUGUUUUGGGAGUAUCCCAGUGGUCGCAGUUCUGCGGGCUGGUGGAGCUGCUGUGUGGGAAGAGGAGAGUCUGUUAAAUGUUUCCACAGUGAGGAAGCAGCUGUGCAGUUCACAGUUGUCCAUGAAUGAUUCCUCAGGAUGGAGAAGUCUGGUUACAUGUUGUUCUUUUGGGAUCAAAGAGUUCUGUAAAGCA
Molecule: messenger RNA, 5444 nt
Organism: Prinia subflava (tawny-flanked prinia)
Lineage: Eukaryota; Metazoa; Chordata; Aves; Passeriformes; Cisticolidae
Gene: DND1
Product: DND microRNA-mediated repression inhibitor 1
Exons: 14
Coding region: 3066-4262 (398 amino acids)
Biological process (GO): mRNA stabilization; negative regulation of miRNA-mediated gene silencing
Cellular component (GO): cytoplasm; nucleus
Molecular function (GO): mRNA binding
Source: RefSeq, a predicted model, not a curated record